Messenger RNA from Didymodactylos carnosus, 471 nucleotides. The record is from the annotation of a GenBank genome assembly. Lineage: Eukaryota; Metazoa; Rotifera; Eurotatoria; Philodinida; Philodinidae.
AUGCCAUGUCCACCACCCAUUAUGCCACAAAUGCCAUGUCUUCCUCAGAUGAUGCCACAAAUGCCAUGUCCACCACCCAUUAUGCCACAAAUGCCAUGUCCGCCACCCAUUAUGCCGCAAAUGCCGUGUCUUCCUCAGAUGCCGAUGAUACAACAACAAGUACCUUGUAUGCCUCAGCAAAGUUUCAUGCCUCAACAGAUUCCUUGUAUGCCACCUCAAUUUCCAAUGCAACAAUCGUUUCAAAACCCUUGCUUGUCAUCAAUGUAUCCAUCAUCUCAAAUGGGUGGAUCAUUUGCCGGCUAUGGAUCUCAAAUGAUGUUACCACAAAUGGGAAUGGGGGUAAACAAUUAUCUUGGAUAUGGUGGUAUUAAUCCGUCUGGAUUCGCUGGUUAUUCAGGUAGUAAUAUGAUGGGCGGUUUCCCUUCGAGUGGACGUGUUCUGGUUGUGUGUUGUGCUUUUCCCCAGCCAUAA